UGUGACGUCGCGCGGCCGUCUAGCUUUGUGUGUCCAUAUAUGGUCAUCUACGUCACGCAGUUGUUCCGUGCCCCUGUUGAACAAGAAAGCGUUGGAGUUCCCUGCGCUCGCAACAGAGCGAGCAGUGCUACACUUGUGCAAUCACCACCACCAACCAACAUCUCUCUGCUGAUCCAGAGACAAUAACACUUCACAGAAAUCAAACACAAAAACUAUCGACAAUCAACCUCUUGAGGAGACAUCAGCGCGGUGCUCGUCGCGCGUUUGGAUACAAUUUCAAAGGGAUUGCGAUCUCUUUCUGUCGCUUUUAGAGAGAUUUCAAGAAGACUGGAGAGUGAUCGGGACGGAACACCUGUGCGUGCUCAUUAAUGACAGACUGAAUAACUGCUAUGACAGGUAAACUAGCGGACAAGAUCCCUAUUACCAUGAGCAGUUUAAUCAACACCAUACCUGACAGUCUCUAUCCAGAAGAAGACAUUCCCACUUCUAUGAACAUUUUCACAAACCCGGACUCUAUUUCGCACUACUCGCAGAUGAACACAGAUAAUAUCAUGGACUUGGGGAUGGGCGGCGAGAAGGGCAGUGGAGAAGUUCAGUACGGCUCCGGUUUCCAGUCUGGUCGAAGCGGACAAACGGUCACCUACCUGGGCAAGUUUGCAUUCGACACCCCUCCUUCCGGCAGCAUCGGAGGCUCCGGUUGGUGUCCCGACAACAACAUCAUCAGUCUGGUGAGUGCGGGAAUCCUGGGGGUGUCGCCGUCACCUGGCAACAUCACCACCCAGACGUCUUCGUCGAGCGGCAGCAUGGGUGGCCAGUCGUCAGACAUGGAGCAAGUGUACGCGCCACCCCUUCCUGCCUACUCGACCUGUGGUGAGAUAUACCCAGAACAGGUGACGUUCCACCACAGCCCGGCCACGUCCUCGUCUUUGCCCUACCCGGCUCCUGACUACCACACCACCUCCAAACCGGGCAUGGACGGAAGCCUCUUUUCCAUGAUCCCAGACUACAACCUCUUCCAUCACCAAGGGGAAGUAGGGGUGAUGGAGCAUAAACCCUUCCAAACCAUGGACCCUAUUAGAGUGAACCCGCCUCCCAUAACUCCCCUCGAGACCAUUCGAGCCUUUAAGGAUAAGCAACAGAUCCAUCCCGGCUUCCUCGGCGGGCAACAGCACGUUUCCCAACACCAUCAACCCUCUCAGACACUCGCUCUCAAACCCAUUCGACCAAGAAAGUACCCCAACCGGCCAAGCAAAACUCCUGUCCACGAGCGACCGCACGCCUGUCCGGCGGAGAACUGCGACCGUCGCUUUUCGCGAUCAGACGAGUUGACGCGUCACCUGCGCAUCCACACGGGACACAAACCCUUCCAGUGCCGCAUCUGCAUGCGAUCCUUCAGUCGCAGCGACCAUCUAACCACGCACAUCCGCACGCACACCGGCGAGAAGCCCUUCUCUUGCGAGUUCUGUGGACGCAAGUUUGCGCGUAGCGACGAGCGAAAGAGGCACGCCAAGGUGCACCUGAAACAGAAAGACAAGAAACCCACGGACAAGGCCAGUAGCGCUGGGGCAGGGGGGAGCCACACCUCUCCUCCCAGCUCCUGUGGGAGCGCAGGACCCAGCAGUGCCAAUAUCAUGACCGUCACCACUUGUGCAUGAGAUGGACUUGCGAAGUAAGACUGCGAGGAGAAAAAAUGAAGGUUUCUUUCUCCUCUUAUAUACACUUGACUCUAUACUCGCUCCCUCUCACUAUAUCCAUCCGUUUCCUACGGUUUUCGUUGAUUAUGGUGGCAUUUUUUCUGUAGCCACUAUUGUUUUAGGUCAAAUGAGUGGGGAGUAAGUGGACUAGUGUUGCAUGGAUGGGAUGGAGAAGACGACGGUUCAAGCAGUCAGGUCAAUCCACAGAAAGAGCACUUGCAGAUGCAGCGUAGUCACAAGGGUUCAACUCUCAGCUCUGGGGACCAGAGCAAUCUCUUGAGAUUUUAGUCUUUUCAUUUUUUCCUUGUAUUUUGGUUUGUCAGUGAGUUGUCAGAUAAAAAAAGUGCACUUUCAUUUGCUUAAUGUGUUGCAGUCUUUUUAAAUGAUUGUUAAUUAUUUAAUGUUUCUGUGUUGUUGUUGUUUUUCAACAGAAUGUGCCAAAUGUAUUUAAAUACAGCAGACAGUUUUUUUUAAAAAAAGAAAACAAUAUUGUUUGUAUUAAUCUAAUAACUUCAUUUCAAAUGUUGAUUUGGGGAAAACCUAAGCUCUGAACGCUCAAGGAGACUGAGUUCAGGUGGACGUUAAAGGUCUGUUGCAUUAUGCAGUUGCGUUAUUUUAAUUUUAUCGAAAUCCCUUAUGUACACGUAAGGGAUGCAGAUGGCAUCAGCAACGGACUUUCAGUGCAAUAAAAAACGAAAAACAACAACAACAACGACAAUAAAACACAGUCUGGCUCACUUUCACGAGUUUACUUUCUAAGGGUUGAAAUUAAGACACAGCUGUGGCCUUUACCCGUUUCGCUUAAUUUAGUGUGCAUAAGGGCCAAACUUGCAGUUCUGCAUAUCUACUUUUGGUGAUCCGAUCCAAACGUUUUGCCUUUCUGUUUUUGCUGCCUGUAUCCCUGCAUGCAUCUAGUAUCACGUCUUUGCUAGUACUGAAAAGAUUGCAUCAGUCAUGACUGAAGACCCACAGCAAUAUGCAUCCAAUUCAAUCCAUGCAGAGUGUCAACACGAGUUACUGCUUCAAAAAUGACUAUUUUUAUGUGACAAUUGUCCUUUUGUUUGUCCUUAUUGUCACUGUUUUACCGGACAGUUGCUUUUCUUGCUUUCGUCAUCCAAUCAUCUUUUGCCGGGUCCCUUUUUAUGCACAUUAUAUAUUCAGCACGCAUUUUAACACACAUGUACACACGGUUUUCAAAAACGAAAUCAGCCAAAAUUAUGGUAAUGCUUGCCUGUGAGCAUCACCGCUGGGCAGGAUUGAUCUUAGGAGUCAUUGUUUUGCAUUUUUAACGGCUGAGGCCUGCCUGCUAUAUGCAUGCCAUUCAAGAUGUUUUUGGAUGGGAACAGUUUCGACAUUUAUACUGCUCUCAGGGGCAGCACCGUAAUGUGGUAUAUCUCCACGGUUACUCAUAUCCAGAUCAUGCCUAGAGAUUCUGAAUAUUAAUGAUGAGAACGAGAGGGGGUUUUGUACAGAUAAUUAUACAAACAUAUUACUACAUGUUUUUUACUUGGAAUGUACAAAGCAAUGUCCUUCAGUAUUAAGAUGUUUGUCCGUGCACGUGUGUGUGUAUGUGUGUGUGUGUGUGUAUGCUAAUGCAUACGCAAACACCCGUAUACUUGGAUUUUACAUUGACUGAAUGUUGAAACAAAGGGUGUGUUUACAUUUUUGUUUUCUUUUUUCUUCUGUUUUUGAGAUUGUGAUUGUGUACAUAGUGCAGAAUGUUUUUUAAGUGUGUGUGAGUGAGUGUGUGUGUGUGUGUGUGCAAGAAAAAUCGACUAUUGACAGUGUCAAAUGUGAUGCAUUCUCCGGCAUUUCUUUAAAGUCUCAAAUAUUAUCUGUUAUAGCGCAAUUUUGCAAAUGAUGACUUGCAGACACACUGAAUGAUGUGUUUAAUAAAUGAAUAAACAGUAAGAUUAUUUGGUGAAAAACGCAAAGCAAAAAUCUGUGUAUCUCAUUAUCUCAUAAGCAAACUAUGCAUACAAAACACUACGUUUUAGUUCACUACAGCUAAUUUAAAAUUAGAAAUGUUGAGCUUUCAUUAAAAACCCACACUUCAAUAGACUUAAAAUUAAAACAAUGAUUCAAAAUCUUUUUAAUAGUUUUAACCAUACGGUCCAUGAGUCCCAAAUAUAACUCCUGGCUUACAUUCCCAGAAAAAUUAAAUAUACCCUUUUUAUAUACAUAUUUUUGGCAGGCUCUUACCAUCUUGGCCAAACCACUUCUGCAAAGUAUCUUCUGGCAGAAUUUCCUUUUUUUUUCCUGCUGGUGAGGUUAUGCAUGAAUAACUAACAUAAUAGUGGUAUUUAGGAUCAAUUUUAUGUGACAGUCCUUUAAUUAAACAACAACAACAACAAAAUUAUUAUUAUUAUUGCUUUUGCAGCCCAUUUAAAAAGAAUAAAUGCAAUAUUUAUCUGAGGUGCAAAACGGAAAUGAUACAAACCAAAUAUUGAUCCAGAAACUCAUCUACAUACUGCAGAAAUUUGCCGAAAGCUAAACAGGCAUUCUGAAUGUAUACAUUGGCAUUAUUGUCUUGAAUUAUGCAUCAGUAUGGCCCUUAAUGUCAGAAUUGUGUACACAAGUAAGUUUGUACCUCCUAACCUCUCUCAGUGUAAGUGAAGAAGGGAAUAUUACAUAUUAGAUUCCUAUGAGGAGAGUGUAAAUGUUGAGUUAUAUCAGUUUCUGUAAUAUCAGGACCUGUUCAAGGUCUCUCCUCAGAAAUAUUUUCAUUUCUGAAGCACACAUGGUAUGAGAAGUAUUGUUUUUAAAAUAGGAAUACAUACAAAAACAGCUUCUGGCUUAAUUUUUUUUUAUCUGUUAUUUUCUUUUUUUUCUUUCUUUCUGUGCCAAGACACAUCAGAAUGCAGGGCCAAACUGGAGCAGUAAAAAUAGCGAAGCAGUUCUCACAGAUCAGAUACGAUACCCGACGGAAUUGUGUGCUUGCAUGUGUGUGUUUCUUCAGUUUGAAGACAAUAUUUUACUUUAGGAGCUGCGUGCUGAAAAGCUAGAGAUACAGAAGAAAUUCAUCUGGCGAAUUGCUUCUGACAUAAAACACAAUAUCCGUCAUAACUCUGAUUUUAUUAGCUACAAGUAAAAGUCUUCCUCAUAAAGUUCUGUGAAGCAACAAGCAAUCGUGACCUCCGGAAAACUUAUGUGCGUAUGUGCGUGUGUUUGUGUUUGAGCAUGCUUGCAUGCACCUGUAUAUCUGUGCUGAGUGCUUCCAUGUCCAUAUUUUCCAUUUUUAUAUGUGAGUCAAUUUCACUAGAAUAGCCAAAAAUAAAUUGCUGUGACCAUGUGAGUACAGUAUCAGAGAAACUAGCUCAAUAUUAGCCCACCCCACCUAUUGAAAAAAAAAAAAAAAAAAGAAUUUUAUAUAUAAGAUUAAAGUUUCAGUAUCAUUUGCAAUUAACCAAGAACUUUGCAUUAGUAUAAUCAGCCCGUUUUUGGGGCAAAUGGAUAUCGUGACGAGUCUCACAACUCGACUCCCCUCCUCGUCAUGGUCUCAGCAUGACUGUUCACUGUCCGGCUUUGGAUCAGAGCCAGAAUGAACAGCCUUGUUUGUGCCAAAGCGGGUUGCAGGCUUGGCUGCCCUGGAACAAUAUGCACGGAGGACAGCACAGAAAUGUAAAUGUGACCCUAGUCAGCUCUGAAGCAGGCCCUGUUUCACAACACUGAUUCACUGUUGUUUACCUGAUUAUUUUGCUCCCUUUAACCCUCUCAUUAUGGCCGGUCAUUAAAGACUGAGAGUAAACAUUCAGCAUCGGCCCAUGACGCUGUCCACUGCGCUGUACACGAUCAGUGACUCAUCUCCUCUACAGAAAAACAACAA
Molecule: messenger RNA, 5520 nt
Organism: Labeo rohita (rohu)
Lineage: Eukaryota; Metazoa; Chordata; Actinopteri; Cypriniformes; Cyprinidae
Gene: egr3
Product: early growth response 3
Biological process (GO): regulation of transcription by RNA polymerase II
Molecular function (GO): RNA polymerase II cis-regulatory region sequence-specific DNA binding; DNA-binding transcription factor activity, RNA polymerase II-specific
Source: RefSeq, a predicted model, not a curated record